Molecule: messenger RNA, 15423 nt
Organism: Dermacentor silvarum
Lineage: Eukaryota; Metazoa; Arthropoda; Arachnida; Ixodida; Ixodidae
Exons: 10
Coding region: 349-1950 (533 amino acids)
Biological process (GO): Rac protein signal transduction
Molecular function (GO): CCR4-NOT complex binding
Source: RefSeq, a predicted model, not a curated record
UAAGCCUAACAAAUGCUCGCGGCACCAACGUCCCCAACGUAUCGGCAACUUCUGUAUUCUCCGUGUCGAUCAGUAGUAGUGGGGCGUUGACUGCCCAAAAUACAGUCUCAUGGUAUUACAUGUAAUAGCAAAUUAAACGGCUGUUAUGAAGAAUUUUGUUCCUAGGGGCCAUCAGUUUUAAAUCUGGUGAGGUUUCGAACUUUCCGUAUUUGUUGAAGCAUGUUGCCUUCAGCGAAUAACAUGUUAUUUUGAAAGCAUGGACAUGGCAAUACUGCUAUGGAAACGAUCGUCUCGAGGAGUCUGCUGAGUGAUGUUUAGUGCUGCUGCAACGUUACCUCACUCGUACUAAUGGCAAACCUAAGGCGACACUUCAAUUUCGGUUCUCACAAGAGUGGAUCCGUCAACACAUUUGGGCUGUCACAUGGCAGUCAGUCAAACUCUGAAGGCAUCGCAUUUCCCGACCAUGCAUUUAGCAGGUCGGCAUUUAUGAAUGAAGUCUGCAGCUUCCUCGACCACUGUUCGGCGUAUAUACAGGCACUGAACUCAUUUUGUAGCUCCAGCAGUGUCUUGGCCAAGAGCCUGGUGCGGGUCUUUCACAAUGUUCCUGUUUACCGAGAAGUUGCUGCCCUCUUUCUUGGUGCCUGGGAAGACUUGGGACGAGUGACAGCAGCUGCCAGUGCGGCAGUGAAGACAGAGACUCUGAUGACACUUCAGGAUGUCCUGAACAAACUGGAGGGAGAAUCUCCUGGGGAUGAAUCGGCUGCACUUACAGAGAGCAUUCAGGCUGUGGGUUCAUGCCUUGGAUCCUACCUAGAGCUACAAGUGCAGUUUUCCUACUCUGCUUGGAAGGCCUUGAGCAAGAUUUCCAAAAGUUUUCCUCAAGACAGAAACUCCAGCAAGUCGGCAGCUGCAAAGUCAUCAGCAGAGCUUGCAACUACCAUUAAAAAACACUUUGCCAGCCUGCUGCAUAAGUUAGGACCAAGCACAAAGCAGGGUUCCCUUGCCACUGGAGUUGGAGACAGCCAGCAGAGCCAGUUCUAUGUUGAAGGCACAGUGCCUGCCUCUAGCAGCCUGACAUCUGCGCCUGAAGGGCCUGCUCAGCCUGGCACCAAAGCGCUUGGUUGGACACACACUUCUGAAGAACUGAUAGGGUCCACAGGCACCACUCAGCCUCCCGUGCAACCAGGACAACAAGAGAGUGGGCUUCUUGGGGUGCUUGACACGGGGGGCGACUUGGAGGACGUGAUAAACCUGCUGUCUGCUGCACCACACUCCAGCCCAGCAACAGCUUGUCCUAAAGGCUUUCUGCGCGAAGCUGCCCUUGCUGUGUGGCCCCCACCUGCAGCCAGUGCCCUGGGUAGCUGCAGUGGCAAGCGCACUUGGCCACGACCCACAAGUGGGGCUCAGCAGGGUCUUAGUGCUUUUGGAGUGGACCCUUUUAUGUGGAGCAGCUUGGGGCAGUUUGAUCAACGGGCACUCUGCUCCGGCUUGCCAUCUAGUCAGAGUGACUGCAUGUCUGGUGGCUUCUGGUCAUCUGGUGAAAGGCAAGGGUGGAGCAGUUUAGUAAGUGGAGAAAAUGGAAGUUCCAGUGAUGAGUCAUCCUCAAAUAAUGGCCAGGAUUCGGAUACAUUCUUAAUGGGGCUCAAUUUGGCAGGAAGUGACCUUGUGGCAUCUGUUCGACAGAGGAGACACAGCAGUAGCGACGGCCCCCCUGAAGGCUUGCACAAUGCGCUUGACAGUUUAUCAAACACAGAUGGUGGACUGCUGGAUACAAGAGCUGUGAAGACCUCCACUUGGCCUCUAAAGCAGUCCAGCUCUUUUCCUGUCAACUUACCCCUCUCGCAUUCUGUGGGUGAUGCCACCAAUGAUGGAGGUUGCCUUGAUGAUGCUGCUGGGGCUGGUUUCUCAGGCAGUGUCAACUCUUAUUUUCUGUUUGGGCACGGCUCGUGACAAUGUCGCUUGCAUCUCACAUUCUAGUGAGUGUACUCAGCUUUCUCUUCGCAAAGCUGUGUAACAUUUUUGAUGGAGUGGGGCCAGUAACAGGGAUUCAUGUUCUGCCGCUGCUUGGCUAACAAGUGUUCUGCACUAUUGUGUGAACGAACUGUAUUGAGCACAAGUGCAAAUCAUCUCUGGACAUACAUUUGGCUUUUCAGGAACUACUGUGCUGUGCAGGCAUGGCACUUGGUAUGUGUGCUUCUGGAAUGUUUCACUCAUGACACAUGCUGCCUGCAGCACCAAGAACAUAAGCAUAGCCAUGAUUUUAUACUGGAUAUUUUUGUUGUUCAUUUAUGCUUAGGAUGCGAAACAUUGUGUUUUCAAAUUAUCAAGGGCAUUGCAAGUUUACUGUCAUGCCGACCAUCCAAGAGAGCUUCCAGGCUGUCACCAACAUGGUAAAUUGCCUUCCAAUUACAACGAAGUUUUUUGCUUUUUAACAUUAUUUUGCUUAGAAAUCUGCACAGCAUUUUAUUAAAGCUGUAAGACCUUUGUCUGGUUUUAUAUUUUGUGAAAAGACACAACCCAUAAGGGCAAGUUUUUAAGCUAGUCAUUCAGGAUUUCUAGUUCAUUUGUAUGUAAAGUAAGCGUACUGUAAUAUUCUAAUCUGGCAACAUACCAUCUCUGCUCAAAUUUAGAUUACAACUAUAGACCUCCUUAUAUACUUAUGUUAGAAAGGCACAACAGAGCUUAGGUUAGUUUAGUGGCAAGCACAAUCUGCGCUCACAAUCUGCCGCUCUUUGAAUGCAGCAUUUUGUUGAGAAAUAGCAUGCGAGUUUGCAAUGUAACAGUAGUAAGAAUGCAUAAAAAGGAAUGAAUAUGCAAGUGUGACACUUUGAUUGGUGACUGCUGACACGAAGUGCUGUGAAAAAUGGGCCACCUUGGCCAUAAUAAAAUGCCAAGAGGGUGAGCCUCAUGCUCAUCUGAAUGAGGAUUUGUGCAAGCAUGCAUGUUUUUUACUACCUUGUUUAGCAUGAUGCAUAUUAAAGGGGCCAUGACACGGUCGUCCAACUGUUCUCAGUUUAUCAUUAUAACUGAGAGUAGAGGGGCCAAUAUGGUUACAGUAGAACCUCGUUGAUGCAAUCACAUUUCCUACAAUUUCCCGAUGGCAACAUUCGCGCUCGAGAAAAUAAUAAAUCAGCCAAUACAGUUAGACUUUUUUACUGGCAAUACAUUCCUGAAAAACACAAUCUUUAAGCACCAACGUUCAGUACGUCGCCAAACUGCGGUCGUAGGAUAAGUUUUCCAUCCACUAGAUCCCAUGUGAACGAGAGGCGCUUCCCAACAAUACUCGCCUGCCCGUGUCUCGUGGAAAUGCUGGCGCACACUCAGUUUCCUUUUCCGGUACCAGCAAAUCUCACGGAUUGUCACACUUCGGAUUCACAGCUGUCACCGCCAACCCUAUUGCGAUAAGCAUCUUCACCUAUCUGUUUCACUGCACGUAUGGCGUAGUCCAUUAGAAGUGUACUACACGAUUGUAAAAGGACACUAAAUGGAAAUAUUAGGUCAACAUGGACGGUUAAAAUGUCAUUCCAGAAACCUUGCAGCACUUGUUUUAUGCCAAGAAAUGACUUAGUUUAGGAGAAAAUCGCAUCUGAAGGGUCGGUGUACCUGUAGCUCGCCCUCGAGCGGAGAGUGGUGCUGUUGCAUACUCGUGCAUAUAUACCAUCACCGCCCUUUACUGCUGUCAGUGGCGCCUGACGGACGGGUGCCACAAACAGCACCCGACAGAUGGUGCUACAUUUUUUUGCGCAGAACGCAAGCACGCGACCAUAGAGAAAACGAGUCGGAACAGACCAUUUAAUUCGCCACUGCAGCUGCUCUUGGUCAAGUGGCGUAGACCGUUCUGGCAUGCGGUGAAAUCAUGUGGACAUGGAAUUCUCUGCUACUUGCAGUUUGUGCGUGUUUCGUCAGCCAGCAAUACCAGCGCAGCACUACGCAAUAAUAAAACUACUGAAAUACCAAAGCGCAAGUGGUCAAGGUCGAGCAAAAACAAAACCUUUCAACCGCUCGUGUCAUCGUCGAGGGUAAUGUCAAUGAGUUCUUUUUUGUAAAACUCAAAUAGAAAGGGAAAAGUAGCAUUUUCUUCCAUCUUAUAAUUCAAUGCAAUGAUCUUUUUAUUACGAGUGGUUGAGUCGUAGCGACAGAAUUAUAAUGAGGAGUGCCUACAUCAUUGGUCUAGUGCUUGAAUGUCCCGGGUGAGUGUCAAAUCGUGUUCUGCAUCUACUUCAAUUUCUCGAUUACUAAAACUUUGUUUACAAUAAUAUUGUCGCCUUAGAUGUUCUCGAGCAAUAAUCUAUCACUUUAGCUUGACUUAAUGUUUCCCUUUAGUGUCCCUUUAAUAAGGAAAAAACCAAAUGAACCACUGUUCCCUAUUUCAGGCAGCGCAAAGUGAGCGUUGUGUUCUGCUCUGGCGGCAUUACAUUUUGUUGUCGCCCACCAGUUCGAUUCUGUUUCGGCUACCCUUUGCCAUCUUAAAUCAUUUUGCUAUGCAAUGGGAAAACAGCAAAGCACGUCUCGAGCCGCUCGGGCCCUACCAGUUUAUCGCGUGUCAGCAUCUCGUAUUGCAACGAUUAUCUUCGAGUGGGAAUGUGGGAAAUGCCCCACACGAAAAUUUGAGGAGCACAGAUGUAAACUUGCCGAAGCCGCAAGAACGACAGCAUGUGUCUUGGGCCACUUGGGGCCCACGAGUUCGGCGUGCGCUCGCAUCUUGUACUGCAACGAUUCACGCAAUGCUUCGCAUUAACUAGAUGUCAACUACAGUUGAGUCUGCCAGAUUUUUUAGUGACUUCGGGUCAUACAUUUUUUCAGUUAGUAUGUCUUUCUGCCCUUUUUUUUUCUUUUAAAAUUUUAAAAUCUGAUAUUCAAUUUGAAAUUGCUGACACUAAGCCACCGCUCUCACCGACAGCUACCACCAUUACAUCUGGAAGUGCAGGGCCACUGCUGUGUUCUCUGCUUCAGAACAGUCCCUAAACCACAUCGGACAUCUUGCUCUACACAUUGUGGCACCCGACGGCGCAGCAAGGCCAUUGCCUUUGAAUUCUGCCUGCAAUUAUUUUACACGUGCGAUAAAAGCAGCAUGAAAUAGUGAGCACCUGCAGAAACUUUCUCAGGCUGACCACUGAGAUGCCCAUGGGAAAACGAAAUGACACAUGGCAACCAUGACGUAUUAUUUCAUGUUCCUGCAGUUAGGUACUUCUGGCUCUUGCAGUACACAAAAGCAUGACUUUCAAGGUUGGCUUUUGUUACUUCGAGGAAGCUGUUACUGGUGGUGCGAGUACAUUUCGUUACCAGUUUGUAUUGCCAUACUGCUGUAAAGUUCAGCUGCAAUAUUAAAAAAAAAAAUUCAAAUACAGGUUUUCUACCACACCAAAUGUGCUCAAAUUUUGCCAGCUUACUGUGGGACAUCUGUUGUUUUAACAUGCAAUGCAUGAUUCAAGCUGGAAAAUUUGUCAUGGCCUCUUUAAGCUUGACAUAUUUUAAGAAAGCCUUUGGUGUGAAAAGGCACCACCUCGGGAAUCUUUUUGCACAAGAAGUUUUCAUAUUUUGUACCAGUAGAGUUAUGAAGGUCCAAAAAUUUCCCUUCACUUCCCCCAAGGCUUUCCUUCUUUUUUAAUUUUUCUAGCACGCUGCAAGCUCUCCAUGCUUCACCCAUUGACAAGUUGUCAUGAUGUACUUUUAAUAACUUUAAGUGUUUGUAGGAUUGCUAGUGCAUUAAGUUCAUUUUCUCCACUGGAGUGCUCAUUUGUGGCACCUCAAGGAAUCCAGCGAAUAGCCAUUGAUUACUGACUUGCACAUACCUGGGAAAAAAGGAAUGAAGGAGCUUUCAAAAUACCCACAGGAAAGGCUUGGCACAAGCUGGUGGGUUUUUGGUUGUUAACUAGAUAUUGGUCACGAACACGAUCGGCGGUAGAACUGCGAGCACUCUCUAUGGUGCUUAAUGUGCAUAGUACAGUCCACUCAGUUACUGUUGAUUAUUGUGUUCAUUAACUUUUAAAGUUGGGUAGUUUGGGGCCAACAAAUGCUCCGUUUUUUAUCUGUAUGGUAAAUGUGCUGCAUCUACACAUCUGCAAACAAGCAAUCUUUCUGGUGAAAUUGUAGGUUGUUUGUUUCACUUACAGUUGCACUUACAGUUGUAAUGUUUAUCUUGGGUGUUCAUGACAGUAUGAUAUGGUGACUGGACAGGGCUAUUUACUAUGGUCAGAAGUGUUGCUGGGCCUGUGCUGUGUAUGGCUUAUGUGAGAACUUGCAUUUUUAUUCCAGAUAACUUUAAAAAGACACUAAAGUGAAACACAACAUCAGUUAUACUAAUGAAGUAGUUUUUGAAAAGUCUAUUUUCAUUAAUUUCACAGUAAUAUGUUGAUUAUUAAACGAAAAAAUGAAGGUCAAACUAAAAUUUUUAAAAUUUUGCACCAAUACCUCAGUACUUUACGCUAUGGUAACGUCACGGACUUGAAUGUAUUUUUAUUUAUUCUUUAUUUUCAUUUUUGGGCCAUGUGGGUUCGGUAAUAGUUCCCGAAACUUCCCAUAUUCUAACUUUGGCUCCUUUGAAACACAAUGUAAUCCAUUUUUAGCAAUUAACAUUUAACUAGGCUCUAGCUGAUGCUGUCAAAAUCCAUAAUGUUAUGGCGAGCUGCUGCGGGAUUUCAAGGUCGGACUUCAAGGUGGUGGUUCCAUCAGUCUUUCCUUUUUGUGCCUUUUCUGGCUUACCAAGCCUCCUCUCGCAGUAAGAGUGGCACUUUUGGUAUUGUAGAGGGGUAAUUACUAAUACAGGUGAAAUCAUUUUACUCAUUAGUGUAGGCAUUUUCAUGGUCAUCAUCAGGUAGAAAGCUUACAUACCUUUUGUUAAAGAAGAAAACAGAAAUAAUAAAUAAUUGGCUUAGCUGCUUGCACCAAUUGCAGUCAUAUAAACUCAUUUUGUUGUAACAGGAAUUUGUCGACAUGUACGAAGUCUCUCCUCAAGACAUAGCUGUUCCAUGCAACCCUGCUGUGCAGGCAAAAAUGUGUGAUACAGUUAAACAUCGAUAUAACGAAGUCGGUACAAUCGGCAGUUCGCUUCGUUAUAUCGAAAUUUCGUUGUAUAAAAUUCGACCUUUUAUGCUAAUAAGUGCAGUCCCUGAUCAAUCUUUCUUGCACGGAAAGUGGCCGCAGAAUUUUUCAAAUUAUCGGUCAAUCGAAAACAGCAAAUUUGAAAGAGAAAACAAUUCAUUUUGAUAAAUCUGAGAGUCAGCGACGAAUGAUACGGUUUCAUGCCACGUCGACAAUAUGUUCACGUCGGUGGUACGAAUUAAGGGCAGCUAGCCACACUUUCGCGUGCACUUUGCCCCGCGGCUGACAGCGUCGCCCGCACUGGGACGACGCUGUUAUGAAAAGCGCUGGCAGCAGGGCGCGAAUGCGUCAUCUGCCUCUCGCUCCAACGGUUUACCAAAACUCGAGAUUACUUAACUUCCUGUACCAAACGCGCGGGAAGACAGCUUGCAUGAUGCCACGCCGUGUCGGCACACCCACUCGUUGCACAUGUGGCAGAUUGCAUCUAAAGCAGGGUGCACAGCUGUGUAUGGUCUCAGCCGCGCUUACGACUAUGUGCAACCACAACCGAGACGCACGCGCUUAAUCGCAUCACCGUGAGCUCGCUCCCCUCCCACUCUUUCCCUUUGCUCACGCGAGAAGGCCGCACUCGUGAAGCCACUGUCUUUCUUGUCUCACCCUCGCACGCUUUCACUCGCACCCAAAGCACACAGUGCGCGGGACGCGAUAGGAUCUUGUCGCCCUUGGACUUUAUACGGAACAUGAUGCGGCUCCAUUUUGGCGGUCGCUCUAUUCGCGCGGCGCGCGAUUUGAGAGGUGCGUUUGUAAACAGCCGCUUGUAAUUCAUUAAUUUGACCAUCUGCGCCCACGGAAGUUUCCAUUUAUUUUCUUGGCAUUCCUUUGCAGGGGCAGUGAAAUUUUGUUAUAUUGAAAUCAUGUACAAACACACUUCGUUAUAUUGAGGUUCUCAAUGCAAGGUGUUCUAUGGACAAGAGGUUAUGAAAAGUUAACUACUUCAUUAUAUCAAGAAUUUCGUUAUAUUAAAGUUAGUUAUAUCGAGGUUUAACUGUAUUGGAUAGCUGUCAAAAGCACUAAUGCGGCUGAGCACGUCAUCAUUGCUGCAUUGUUUCCAAUCUUUAGGCAUAGAUUUCAGUACCAUGUGUAGGAGGCACAAACUGCUCGAGGGUCUAAUGAUAGAUUUCAUGUGGGCUGAAAUUGGUUAUGCAUUAUUUGCAUUAGCUCUGAUAGACAGUACAGCAUAGGGAAAACAUUCUUUAACCAAUCAACGUCUCUUUGUACUAGUACUAUAUCUUCAGGACACUACAUCUAUUGUCUGUGUAAUGAAGGACCUGAUUCUUGAUUACUUUCAUGUAAUGUCAUGUCAAGUCAAGGUGGGAAUCUGGUAUUAGUGGCAAGAAGUUUGAAUGGUGCCCUCUUGCGAUUGACGUCACUCGAACGCCGAUUUCUCAGCUGAGGAACGCUGCUUUCUCUCCUGCUGGCCACUCGUUCCAUGCUUCCUGAAAGAUGUUUCGGCUACUUACUGAUGUCAUGUUAAAGUGCAGUUUUAUUUUCGAAAUCACGUGACGUGAAAAAAUUUGUGGCUUAGAUAUUGCAAGUUAGGUGGAGUUGGAUGGGUUUACUGCUCUUGCAAUGCAGAAGCUACCUGUGUCUGUCAAAAAAUUUUGGUGAAAAAUAAUGCCUGUAAAUUCAGCAUGUAACAUUUUUUAUGUUGUUUUGCUCAAAAUAUUCUCUUUAUUACUUAGUCAUUGCAGACAUUGUAUUUGAUACAGAACAGCAACCUUACUAUUUGUAGUUAACAUUAUAAAUGUGUAUAUGAGAUGGAUACUGCCCGCAAAGCUUUCACCCAGCUUCUAUUUCUCCUGUGGGUUUCCCUUGUGAAAUAAAGGCACUGCAUUAAUGCGUAAAAGCUCGGCAGGCACCUCCGGCAAAUGAAUUUGCUGCUACUGUCUCUGUUCUCCAGAACAGGCACUUGGAAAUAGUACUCCUGUGGCUGCUUACGGCUUUGAAUGCGGCUACUUGUCAUGUGCUUAUGAAUCCGUAAGCAGCACUCGCCUCUAAGAAAAGUUUCGUAGUAAAGGUUGAGAGCCAAGCCAUUAAAAGAGAUAGAAUGUUUAAUAGUGAUCUGCAGCAUCAUUCAAUCAAUGACAUGGCAUGCAUUGCCAUGGCCUCCCACAAGUGCUCCAACCAAACAUCAUUAUGACAAGGAACGUAUUGCUCGUGAAAGCCAUGCAAUCGUUAACAAAUUCGAAUUGCAGCCAUUAAGUGAUCCUGUACAGGGCAGUUAUAGUGCCUAGAAUAUAGUGUAGGCACUAGAGUGCAGCUUAUGCUGCCUCUAAGAGGAAAACUAAAGUAAAGCACCUUGUGCAGUACGAUAUGUUUCACACCCCAUGGUUUAAAUAAAAACAGAACUAUUCGCUUCGUCGUUCCAUGAAGCACCACCGCGUAUAUUCAUCACAUACAGAAGACACCACAAGCCUUCCAUGAAUACUCUUGAUUUUGACCGACUUUAUUAAAUUAUGAUAUUUGCCGUAUGUCCCAGAUGACUUAUGUACAAGGCUUCAUCAUCUUGCUAGCCGCAGCCAUGUGUGUAUGGGGGUCGCAAAGGCAUCUAUUACCUAAAGAGUUGGGCUGAGCAGCCUUAUGAAUUUCAAGAGAUGUACCUCUUAUAACUGCUCCUGAAUCGAUAUAAAGCUGUUCAUCACUGCACAACGGAAUUGAAUGGGUAAUAGUAAUAGAGAGGUAGUAGAAAAACACUAUUUUUCGUGUUUAAUCCUUGCUUUGUUAGUAAUAUUCAUGGGUGUUAAUUGUAGUUUUAAAUGUAUGGCAUUCUUCAAUGAUGCCCAUUGCUUGUCAGCCAACCAGUUAAGCUCGAACUCCACAAGGAACAAAGCCAGCAUCAAGUGAGCAUAAGCCAGCACUACAUUGUUUUUGAUGUCACAAAAAUGCUGGCGAACAAAGCUUGCACAAACCAACGCCCAUGCUGAAAGUCUGUCUUAAAUUUGUUCCUUGUGUUUUGGCCUUUAGAGCAAAUAGAAGAGAUGAGAUGCUCCAGAGCAAACAGAUGUAGACCUCGCCACAUCUAAAGAAGACACCAUCUACAGUGACUUGCAUUUAUAUUAAAAAGUAUAAACUGCCUUCCUUUUGCUCAGACUUUGCAGCCAGAUUACAUUUUGUGUUCUGGAUCAUUCAGUAUUACACUUGGCACUGUUACUUGCUUUGUUUAUCAAGAAAAUAAUGCUAAGUUGCCUUCCCCUGCACCCCAUGCUAUUGGAGAAGCUAAAUACUGCUGCGUAGUGUCUUAGUAUAUGCUCCCCGCAGGGGGGGGGGGGGGGGGGGGUAGCAGAGUUGUGCAUAGGUCCGCCAACUGCCGCACCAGAGCAUCCAAGAUAUGCAGGGGAAAACCACUUCUCUUGAUUCUGCGAAAGAUGCUCAGUGGCAACAGUGCGGUCUCGUUCAUUUCACAUUGGUGGCAACAACAUUUGCUUUUUACAGACAAAAUAAAAAAAGCUGAGCAUGCACUGGCCUGAUCUUACGGCUGCUUCGGGGCUGCGAUGCAGGUUGCUUUGCUGGUAGGGGUGUGCGAAUAUUUGACACUUUUGAAUAACAAAUCGAAUGGUGUCCUAUUCCUCUUUGAAUCGAAUAGUCACUUUUUGUAAAUGUGAAUAUUCUUCAAAUACUUUUUAAAUAUUUCAGGACGUCAGCUGCACCCAAAUAAACAUAAAAUUGGUGCAAAAGUGCAGGUAAUUUUCAACCCCACGGGCAUAGUAUAUAUACAUAAAACAUGAGGACUUGCGUAGUGGAGCAGGCUACAUCACUUAGGUAGCCAUACUUUAGAGGCUGUACAGUGAUCAUUCGCACUCUCUGAAGAGCCCUGUGCAUGCGAAGAAACUAUUUCUUUACUUCUAAUGCUCCAUUUGUGCUUUUGAUUAACAGAGCUUCAUAACAUACUAUGUAAUGACAGAAACUUGCUAAUCUUUAGAAUACCAGGAUGUGAACAUCGCUUUAUAUUAUUUGUGAUAACGGCUGCUCAUUAUUCGAAAACUAUUAAAAAAGUAUUCGAUAUUUGAUUUGAUUCGCUUCUGGCACUAUUCGAUUUGUAUUCGAUUCAGUCUCAAAAAUCACUAUUGGCACGCCCCUAUUUGCUGGCUGUUCUUAGUGAUCAUUUGUCACUGAUGCCAGUGUCUGGGUGCACAUUAUUACCAAUGCCAUCUGUAUCGCUGGCUGUUCCCUGGAUGACAUUCGAUACUGGUCAUGCCACCACACACUGCUGACUCUGCACGUGCCACAAGAGAACUGUUGUAGAACUCCCCAAUUUGUUUCCUUAAAGAAAAAAAAAAUGCCCUGCAUAUGUGCACCAACCGAUGCAAUACACAGCGCAAACCACAGCAGACUUGUCAACUUUCAACGCACGUGACCAUGUUUUGCCAAAUAGCAGCAAGAGCUGUGUGUUCAAACGAUCGCGCAACUCUGCUCUUUGGGGAGCAUAUACUAUAAUACAGGGACACUACAGUUGAGAUGAAAGAAGCAUGGACUAAUGUCACUGCCUUUUGGCAACUGAGGAUAACAUGGACAGCAGCAGUGCCAGGACGUUUGUUGUGUGGGAAAGAUGAUUGUUGAUUUGAAAAUGUAUUUUCACCUACUUGUUUUUAUGCAGUAAAUCAAGUGAAGUCAUGUUGUGAGCACACACACACACAAAAAAAAGAGCAGAUGUAACAGCUUUUUCAAAUGAACCAUUUUGCCCGCUGAGCAGUUUUACUGCCACCGCUGCUCUCUACAUUUUCUUCAGUUGCUGACAUGCAGUGACACCAGUCUAUGCUUCUGCCACCUCUGCAGUAGCUAGCUUCUUCAAUGGCAAUAGGUGCAGACAAAUUGACUAGUAUGUCUUUUCUUAACAAACCAAUCAAGUAACAGUGACAAAGGUUAUAUUGAACAAUCUGGACCAUAAUAUGUGAUCUUGCGGUAUAAUGUGAGAAAACCAAGGCGCUGGCAAUAAGCACAAAAUCUCACUUUCAAGAUUUUAAGAAAACAAAACUCUGGUCACUUUGUCAGCAUCGUGACUUUUAGUUGCAUAAUACUCUUCUUUUAUAUCUAUAAUGUAAUUGUAAAAAUUUAUUCCUGUUUUUCUUAAGACCUAAUUUACUUUGAUUUCUCGUUACAGGAACAGCCAUACUCAUAGCUUCACUAUUGGUGAAGAUUGUUAACUGAAUAUUACACAUACAGCUGUGCCAUGAGCCAGGAUAAUUGAAAACAAUUGAUGUCUGGCAAAAGGCUGAAAUUGUUGCUAGUUGGGGCUUUCUUCCUUGUCUUUUUUUUAAAUACAGGGCUACUAUCGUAUGACAGAAACAUCCUGGUUCAUUGCACAGCCUGUAACUACUCUACUGCUAAGUCGCUACUGAGGCUCGUGCUGAAAUCUUUACCACCACUACUGAGGCUUAGCUGAGCUCAUCUUUACUAAAGUUUGUAAAAAACGUGCGGCUUCACUGUGCAGAAGUUAGUUCAGCUUCCUUGCAUGAUUGAAAGAUGUCUCUACAUGUACAUAUUGAAAAAUAACAAUUUCAGGCUAAAGGAGCUGGAACUGGCAUCUACUGUUUCUAAGUGGGUCAUCAUGACGGUGUGCUUGUCUUGGGGGGAAAUAUGGUCAUAAUGUAAGUCAGAUACAUGUAUUUAAAAAAAAAUAACCUUGGAGCUCUGCAGUGAAAUUUCUGCAAAUGCUGCAGAUAAAGGUAAGCGGCAAGCACAGACAAGAGUAGGCAAGUGCAGUGCUUAGAUCACAUGGUGACGAUUGUGUCUACAAGGUCUGCACUGAUGUGUGCUAUGAACACAGUAGAAAACUUAAACGAAAGCCUGUGUGCCGUUCUCCUCGAGGAGCCACUCUCUUCGCCAGUAGAACCGACAUCACACGUAUAGCACUUCAACGUCGCACGCAUGCCACCUGCAGCAGACAAAUAGCCAGCAGCAGCGCGAACAACUGGAGGAAGCCUCCAUAAAUGGACCACACAGCAAAGGAGAAAAAAAGACCUGGCAGACUCGAGUGGCUCCGACUCUCUUAACUCAAUUACUACGAAUAGCAGUUAUGAGGCGCUUUCUCGUGGCUCUUUUCCUUUCCUGCUCCCCUUUUUUACAAGCUGCUUCACAAUCUUUUUCCUUUUGUUUUUUCAAAGAGCACGCAUCCACUCCCAGGCUGCUGCUUUUCAGGCUUCUGCCUCAGUCAGUCAAUGUGAAGACCCCAGCUGCUCCUCUCCGUCCUCGAGUGCAAUGGCAAGUGGCUUCUUUUUACAUGGUGGCAUACUCUGCUGAGAGCAAAAAGCAGCAUAAAAAAGCAAAAUGCAGCAUAACGCGAAGCUUUCUUUGGCUGUUCCCCCCCACUUUGUGUGGAGUGCUGCCUUAACAACCUUGGCAUUACUCCUAGCAGCAGCUGGCACAUGACAUCAUAGCACAGCGUGGAGCAAGGCAUGUGUGCAUGUAAAAUGUGGGAGAGGGAGAGCAGGACACCAGAGCACAGACAGAGAAGUGUGAUGUGUGUCUGGAAGAAGUGCAAGGUGGAGAAACAUGACGUCGGUUUGCCUAACACAAGUUGUGCCCAGCAGUUGCAGCAUCUAGGAGUGCAUCUGCGACAAAACCUCAGAAAAGGUAGGAGGUUUAAACCGGCUGUAGGUGUGAGUAGUCGCAGAAGUGUGCAGUCCUUAAAAUGGGACCAAAGCGUGUACAUCCUCGGCGUCGAAGGGACCAAGUUGAAGAAACGGCAGGUGGAGCAGGAGGGACUUCGUUAUGCAACGAAGCAUGGCACGGAAUCUGAGUGUAUGCUGGCCCUAAAACACAAAGCUGAACAACGAUGCACGGUGGUAGUGGAGAGCAGAGAGUGUCGGGGGCAUUACAUGGAGAAGCGAGAAAGCAAACAUUGACAUUUGGCAACCAAUGAAUGGCAAGACAAGCACCUCGCACGUACGCGAAUGCAAGAUGCAUCAGCUAUGGGUGGCAGCCUUGCUAGAGCAACGCAUCAUGUUUGCAGACUGACAGGUACUUCGACAAGUACUUUGUGCAAGACAAGUUUGGCUCUGUGUGUGCGACAGGCUGGUUUUGAUCAAACGUGUAUGCCCCCUAGUGCCACAAGUUUAUGCUGCACAAGGCAUUCCCCAACAGUGCGACAAGUCUCGUGGUGUACUCGACAUUUAAGGGGUCGUUAAAAUGGAACACCAUGCCUUGAUUCAACAUUAAGCAGCUCUGCUUAACGUCGAUUCCAACGUUGCGUGGGAUCCACCAAAUCUUUUUAUAUUUUUCUCUGGCCUCACACCACACCCACUCUGCUAAAGCACUGCACAUUCUGUACAGCAAUAUUGUGCAACCUGAAAAUUUGCUCAGCUGAAAAUUUGCUAUAUGACACUUAAAAUGUGUCAUAUACGUGUUGAAACACAUCCGAUUGGAAUUUUGCUGCAACCUUGAAUAAGAUGUGCAAAAUGUUUUAGUAAAAAGAGUGAGAAGGUAGAUUUGGGGAAUUAUUGCUCAGUGUGAGUAUGUCAUUGUAUGCAGCGGGUUCACUUCUUUCAUUGUUUUUCACAAUGUGUUGCACCAGGCAUAAUUUUCAAGUGGCUGAAUAGGUACUUUACAAGCCUGCUAGACAUGAAAUAGUUGAUGUUCUCAUAUCUGAUGUGCCUGUAGCGAGUUGUUGCAUGGAGUCCACAUUCUGUAAACUUGACAAAAUUCGAUAAAGAAUUGAAAAUUUUUAUUCUAUUCUGCAGUUGUGUACGCUUUUUAUGAUUCUGAAGAUGUAAGGGAUUUGGGGAAAUUAAGUUUUAAAUCAACCGAAUUAAUUGACACCUGAAAGGGUUAAACCAGAUUUCUGUUCAGUCUUUCAAAAUAUUUAUCGAAAGAUAAGUGAAUCUGUAGUUCAUUUCUGGGUUUUUCAUCGCAUAUUUCUGUCACUUAUGCCAGAUGUUUCUCUGCACCAAUGAAAAUAUCGGUACACUUAGGUUAUGUUUGCAGAUUGCACUCGCUAGGGAACAUGCUGAAGGGGCUGUGGAGCAUUGUGAAUAUGGUAAGUAAACCUGCCCAGUCUCUAGACAGUGCUGUCAUGAACAGCUGAACUGGGUGUAAUUCCUGUACCAAGCAGCAGGGAACCUGUGAUUUUAGUUAAGGUCCACUUGCCCAUUCCUUUAACUUUUUGAAAUCUCCUCUUUUCAUGUUUAUUGUAAAGGUCAAUGAAAUACAAUGGCCAUUGGCUGGAUUUCUUUACACAUCACAACUUAUCAAUGCCUCCAGACAGGAUUAGCACAUUAUGAGCAAUGCCAUUAUAUUGAUCAAUGUGAGUUUGCUGAAUAAAACUUGUAAAUGUCCAUCAUGUCAAAGAGCGCAAUAAAGUACAUGAGUUUUGAAUUUUCGGUCUUG